AUGGGGUCAUCAACAAUUACAGCGACAAGCAGUGCAGCAACAAGUACUGCACCAACUCCCACGUCAACAACAUCAGAAACAUCUGCAGGAAACCAGACUACAUCAGUAACUGCAAGUAUAACUGGCCCGAGCACAUCUCCAUCUGCAACCACUGAAACAACUCAACUAUCGACAAGUACAGCACCAAGCAGUGCAGUGACAAGCACAACACCAGUUCCCACGUCAACAACAUCAGAAACAACUGCAGCCAGCACAAGUUCAUCAGCAACUGAAAGUACAGCCGGCUCCACCACACCUCCAUCUGCAACCACGGAAACAACUCAACCAUCCACAAGUGCAGCACCAAGCAGUGCAGUCACAAGCACAACACCAGUUCCCACGUCAACAACAUUAGAAACAACUGCAGCCAGCACAACAUCAUCAGCAUCUGAAAGUACAACUGGCCCCACCACAUCUCCAUCUGCAACCACUGAAACAAAUGCAUCAUCCACAAGUACGGAGACAAGCAGUGCAGCAACAAGUACUGCACCAACUCCCGCAUCAACAACAUUAGAAACAUCUGCAGCAAGCACGAGUAGAUUAGGGAAUGAAAGUACACCCGAUCCCACCACAUCUCCAUCUGCAACCACUGAAACAACUCAGCCAUCCACAAGUACAGCACCAAGCAGUGCAGCCACAACCACAGCACCAGUUCCCACGUCAACAACAUUAGAAACAACUGCAGCCAGCACAACUUCAUCAGCAUCUGAAACUACAUCCGGCCCCGCCACAUCUCCAUCUGCAAACACGGAAACAACUCAACCAUCCACAAGUACAGCACCAAGCAGUGCAGUCACAAGCACAACACCAGUUCCCACGUCAACAACAUUAGGAACAACUGCAGCCAGCACAAGUUCAUCAGCAUCUGAAGGUACAACUGGCCCCACCACACCUCCAUCUGCAUCCACUGAAACAAGUGCAUCAUCCACAAGUACGGAGACAAGCAGUGCAGCAACAAGUACUGCACCAACUCCCACAUCAACAACAUUCGAAACAUCUGCAGCAAGCACGAGUACAUCAGGGACUGAAACUACACCCGGCCCCACCACAUCUCCAUCUGCAACCACUGAAACAACUCAACCAUCCACAAGUACAGCACCAAGCAGUGCAGUCACAAGCACAAUACCAGUUACCACAUCAACGACAUUAGAAACAACUGCAGCCAGCACAACUUCAUCAGCAUCUGAAAGCACAUCCGGCCCCACCACAUCUCCAUCUGCAACCACGGAAACAACUCAAGCAUCGACAAGUACAGCACCAAGCAGUGCAGUCACAAGCACAACACCACUUCCCACAUCAACAACAUCAGAAACAACUGCAGCCAGCACAAGUUCAUCAGCAUCCGAAAGUACAACGGGCCCCACCACACCUCCAUCUGCAUCCACUGAAACAACUCAACCAUCCACAAGUACAGUACCAGGCAGUGCAGUGACAAGCACAACACCAGUUCCCACAUCAACAACAUUAGAAACAACUGCAGCCAGCACAAGUUCAUCAGCAUCUGAAAGUACAUCCGGCCCCACCACACCUCCAUCUGCAACCACGGAAACAACUCAACCAUCCACAAGUGCAGCACCAAGCAGUGCAGUCACAAGCACAACACCAGUUCCCACGUCAACAACAUUAGAAACAACUGCAGCCAGCACAACUUCAUCAGCAUCCGAAAGUACAACUGGCCCCACCACAUCUCCAUCUGCAACCACUGAAACAACUCAGCCAUCCACAAGUACAGCACCAAGCAGUGCAGCCACAACCACAGCACCAGUUCCCACGUCAACAACAUUAGAAACAACUGCAGCCAGCACAACUUCAUCAGCAUCUGAAACUACAUCCGGCCCCGCCACAUCUCCAUCUGCAAACACGGAAACAACUCAACCAUCCACAAGUACAGCACCAAGCAGUGCAGUCACAAGCACAACACCAGUUCCCACGUCAACAACAUUAGGAACAACUGCAGCCAGCACAAGUUCAUCAGCAUCUGAAGGUACAACUGGCCCCACCACACCUCCAUCUGCAUCCACUGAAACAAGUGCAUCAUCCACAAGUACGGAGACAAGCAGUGCAGCAACAAGUACUGCACCAACUCCCACAUCAACAACAUUCGAAACAUCUGCAGCAAGCACGAGUACAUCAGGGACUGAAACUACACCCGGCCCCACCACAUCUCCAUCUGCAACCACUGAAACAACUCAGCCAUCCACAAGUACAGCACCAAGCAGUGCAGCCACAACCACAGCACCAGUUCCCACGUCAACAACAUUAGAAACAACUGCAGCCAGCACAACUUCAUCAGCAUCUGAAAGUACAACUGGCCCCACCACACCUCCAUCUGCAUCCACUGAAACAAGUGCAUCAUCCACAAGUACGGAGACAAGCAGUGCAGCAACAAGUACUGCACCAACUCCCACAUCAACAACAUUCGAAACAUCUGCAGCAAGCACGAGUACAUCAGGGACUGAAACUACACCCGGCCCCACCACAUCUCCAUCUGCAACCACUGAAACAACUCAACCAUCCACAAGUACAGCACCAAGCAGUGCAGUCACAAGCACAAUACCAGUUACCACAUCAACGACAUUAGAAACAACUGCAGCCAGCACAACUUCAUCAGCAUCUGAAAGCACAUCCGGCCCCACCACAUCUCCAUCUGCAACCACGGAAACAACUCAAGCAUCGACAAGUACAGCACCAAGCAGUGCAGUCACAAGCACAACACCACUUCCCACAUCAACAACAUCAGAAACAACUGCAGCCAGCACAAGUUCAUCAGCAUCCGAAAGUACAACGGGCCCCACCACACCUCCAUCUGCAUCCACUGAAACAACUCAACCAUCGACAAGUACAGCACCAAGCAGUGCAGUCACAAGCACAACACCAGUUCCCACGUCAACAACAUUAGAAACAACUGCAGCCAGCACAACUUCAUCAGCAUCCGAAAGUACAACUGGCCCCACCACAUCUCCAUCUGCAACCACUGAAACAACUCAGCCAUCCACAAGUACAGCACCAAGCAGUGCAGCCACAACCACAGCACCAGUUCCCACGUCAACAACAUUAGAAACAACUGCAGCCAGCACAACUUCAUCAGCAUCUGAAACUACAUCCGGCCCCGCCACAUCUCCAUCUGCAAACACGGAAACAACUCAACCAUCCACAAGUACAGCACCAAGCAGUGCAGUCACAAGCACAACACCAGUUCCCACGUCAACAACAUUAGGAACAACUGCAGCCAGCACAAGUUCAUCAGCAUCUGAAGGUACAACUGGCCCCACCACACCUCCAUCUGCAUCCACUGAAACAAGUGCAUCAUCCACAAGUACGGAGACAAGCAGUGCAGCAACAAGUACUGCACCAACUCCCACAUCAACAACAUUCGAAACAUCUGCAGCAAGCACGAGUACAUCAGGGACUGAAACUACACCCGGCCCCACCACAUCUCCAUCUGCAACCACUGAAACAACUCAACCAUCCACAAGUACAGCACCAAGCAGUGCAGUCACAAGCACAAUACCAGUUACCACAUCAACGACAUUAGAAACAACUGCAGCCAGCACAACUUCAUCAGCAUCUGAAAGCACAUCCGGCCCCACCACAUCUCCAUCUGCAACCACGGAAACAACUCAAGCAUCGACAAGUACAGCACCAAGCAGUGCAGUCACAAGCACAACACCACUUCCCACAUCAACAACAUCAGAAACAACUGCAGCCAGCACAAGUUCAUCAGCAUCCGAAAGUACAACGGGCCCCACCACACCUCCAUCUGCAUCCACUGAAACAACUCAACCAUCCACAAGUACAGUACCAGGCAGUGCAGUGACAAGCACAACACCAGUUCCCACAUCAACAACAUUAGAAACAACUGCAGCCAGCACAAGUUCAUCAGCAUCUGAAAGUACAUCCGGCCCCACCACACCUCCAUCUGCAACCACGGAAACAACUCAACCAUCCACAAGUGCAGCACCAAGCAGUGCAGUCACAAGCACAACACCAGUUCCCACGUCAACAACAUUAGAAACAACUGCAGCCAGCACAACUUCAUCAGCAUCCGAAAGUACAACUGGCCCCACCACAUCUCCAUCUGCAACCACUGAAACAACUCAGCCAUCCACAAGUACAGCACCAAGCAGUGCAGCCACAACCACAGCACCAGUUCCCACGUCAACAACAUUAGAAACAACUGCAGCCAGCACAACUUCAUCAGCAUCUGAAACUACAUCCGGCCCCGCCACAUCUCCAUCUGCAAACACGGAAACAACUCAACCAUCCACAAGUACAGCACCAAGCAGUGCAGUCACAAGCACAACACCAGUUCCCACGUCAACAACAUUAGGAACAACUGCAGCCAGCACAAGUUCAUCAGCAUCUGAAGGUACAACUGGCCCCACCACACCUCCAUCUGCAUCCACUGAAACAAGUGCAUCAUCCACAAGUACGGAGACAAGCAGUGCAGCAACAAGUACUGCACCAACUCCCACAUCAACAACAUUCGAAACAUCUGCAGCAAGCACGAGUACAUCAGGGACUGAAACUACACCCGGCCCCACCACAUCUCCAUCUGCAACCACUGAAACAACUCAACCAUCCACAAGUACAGCACCAAGCAGUGCAGUCACAAGCACAAUACCAGUUACCACAUCAACGACAUUAGAAACAACUGCAGCCAGCACAACUUCAUCAGCAUCUGAAAGCACAUCCGGCCCCACCACAUCUCCAUCUGCAACCACGGAAACAACUCAAGCAUCGACAAGUACAGCACCAAGCAGUGCAGUCACAAGCACAACACCACUUCCCACAUCAACAACAUCAGAAACAACUGCAGCCAGCACAAGUUCAUCAGCAUCCGAAAGUACAACGGGCCCCACCACACCUCCAUCUGCAUCCACUGAAACAACUCAACCAUCCACAAGUACAGUACCAGGCAGUGCAGUGACAAGCACAACACCAGUUCCCACAUCAACAACAUUAGAAACAACUGCAGCCAGCACAAGUUCAUCAGCAUCUGAAAGUACAUCCGGCCCCACCACACCUCCAUCUGCAACCACGGAAACAACUCAACCAUCCACAAGUGCAGCACCAAGCAGUGCAGUCACAAGCACAACACCAGUUCCCACGUCAACAACAUUAGAAACAACUGCAGCCAGCACAACUUCAUCAGCAUCCGAAAGUACAACUGGCCCCACCACAUCUCCAUCUGCAACCACUGAAACAACUCAGCCAUCCACAAGUACAGCACCAAGCAGUGCAGCCACAACCACAGCACCAGUUCCCACGUCAACAACAUUAGAAACAACUGCAGCCAGCACAACUUCAUCAGCAUCUGAAACUACAUCCGGCCCCGCCACAUCUCCAUCUGCAAACACGGAAACAACUCAACCAUCCACAAGUACAGCACCAAGCAGUGCAGUCACAAGCACAACACCAGUUCCCACGUCAACAACAUUAGGAACAACUGCAGCCAGCACAAGUUCAUCAGCAUCUGAAGGUACAACUGGCCCCACCACACCUCCAUCUGCAUCCACUGAAACAAGUGCAUCAUCCACAAGUACGGAGACAAGCAGUGCAGCAACAAGUACUGCACCAACUCCCACAUCAACAACAUUCGAAACAUCUGCAGCAAGCACGAGUACAUCAGGGACUGAAACUACACCCGGCCCCACCACAUCUCCAUCUGCAACCACUGAAACAACUCAACCAUCCACAAGUACAGCACCAAGCAGUGCAGUCACAAGCACAAUACCAGUUACCACAUCAACGACAUUAGAAACAACUGCAGCCAGCACAACUUCAUCAGCAUCUGAAAGCACAUCCGGCCCCACCACAUCUCCAUCUGCAACCACGGAAACAACUCAAGCAUCGACAAGUACAGCACCAAGCAGUGCAGUCACAAGCACAACGCCACUUCCCACAUCGACAACAUUAGAAUCAACUGCAGCCAGCAGAAGUUCAUCAGCAUCUGAAAUUAAAUCCGGCCCCACCACAUCUCCAUCUGCAACCACUGUAACAAAUGCAUCAUCCACAAGUACAGAGACAAGUAGUGCCGCAACAACUACUGCACCAACUCCCACAUCAACAACAUUAGAAACUUCUGCUGAGAGCACGACUACAUCAGGGAUUGAAAAUACACCCGGCCCCUCCACAUCUCCAUCUGCAACCACUGAAACAACUCAAGCAUCGACAAGUAUCGCACCAAGCAGUGCAGUCACAAGCACAACACCAGUUCCCACAUCAACAACAUUAGAACCAACUGCAGUCAGCACAAGUUCAUUAGAAUCCGAAAGUACAUCCGGCCCCACCGCAUUUUCAUCUGCAACCACUGGUCAGUAUUCUUAA
Pristis pectinata (smalltooth sawfish) is the source of this 6369-nucleotide messenger RNA. RefSeq names its product mucin-5AC-like. Lineage: Eukaryota; Metazoa; Chordata; Chondrichthyes; Rhinopristiformes; Pristidae. The record is from RefSeq and is a predicted model, not a curated record. The transcript has 41 exons. The coding region runs from base 1 to 6369 and encodes 2122 amino acids.